Callorhinus ursinus (northern fur seal) is the source of this 1095-nucleotide messenger RNA. NCBI's taxonomy places the organism in Eukaryota, Metazoa, Chordata, Mammalia, Carnivora, Otariidae. The record is from RefSeq and is a predicted model, not a curated record.
AUGUCUCCACCUCACCCUGUGCUGCAUCUGGCUCAGCAGGGAGGAAUCAGCCACAUAGGCCCGCUCCAACCCGGGAACUGGAGCAGUGGGGACCCCAGCGACGACCGCACCUUCCCGCGCAGCCCAGGGAACUGGGCGGCCGGGGGACCAGGCGCUUCGCCGGCAGGGCCCGGCCAGGGUCACCGGGGCGCGAUCAGUUGCGCACCCCUUCUCAGGCACACACCUCUCGGCCACCGACCUCCUCGAGACCGUGAAUGGCAUUGUCGGGGAGCGCUGCCGCUGCCAGCGACUUUUGGAGACGCGGUGCCCUCGACGGUGCCCGCCCCAGCUCGGCGCCUCUGGGCCACAGACUUGGGAUCCCCGGAGGGAGUGACGCGCCCCGAGGAUGCGCGGGAGAGGCUCACCGUGCUCUGGCUUACCUGCCCGCCCUGGCCUCGUCUCUGCGCUGGGGUCCCGCCGCCUGGUGCCGGCAAAAUCUUUGGCUGGCUCCCUUCCCGCUGCGCUGGGCGGUCGCGGCCUGCGGGCUCUUAUGGUGCCGCCAGCCCGCCCCGCCCCUCCCGCCGUCGGGGGCGCCCGCCCGCCCCGGCCCCGCCCCCGUACCGCCCCGGGUGGGCGGAGGACCAGCCCCGGCAGCGCCCGCGUCCCCGCCCGGAGACCCGACAGCCUGUCGGAGGCGGUGGCCAGCGGCCGGAGGCCGGCGCAACUCUUCACCCGCCUGGGGUCUCGAGCAUCCCAGAGCCUCGAGCGCGAGGGAGCGGGGACAUCUCCGGGGCCCAGGAGUUGCCGGUCCGAGACGGGCCGCCCUUCCCUUGUCGGCCGCCCUGGGGGCUUCUCCCAGCCGAGUCUAACGCGGAGCAGGGGCGGCCGGUGAGGAACCUCAAGUCAAACCCGUCCCCGCUGGGGCGAUCCCUGUCCUGCUCUACCUGGCGGGCUCCGGACCCUUCCCGGGGCUCCUCGGGCCCUGUGCCAGGGCCCCUGGGCCCCCAGGCACCUGAUGGUCGCCCAGGUCCUUCUGUGGCCCCGUGCGCCGCCCCCGAGCUGGACGCGGUGUCCCGGCGGGGUCGCCCCACUUUGCCUGUAGCGCCCAAGCUAUGA